AUAUAGACGCGUGGGAAGCGGGGUGGUCGGAGCUGGAAUGGUGAAACAGUCGAGACGCAUUCACCGCGUCGACGCUUGCCCGGAAGAGAAAAGAAGCGUUUCCAAGCGAGCAAUAGAUCACGACCUGGACGCCAAGGCCAGAGCUGCCCGUAACCCUGCUAUGCAGUCCCUUUCCUCUGGCAGCAGGGCGAGCAGAGAAACGCGACGGGCAGAGGGAGAGGAGGGCCCAGCGAGAAACAGAGCACAAAGGAGGAAGGUGGCGGGGUGAGGACGGCGGAUCUGCCGUCUGAUGAGAGGCGGCUGAUUCCUGACAGUCGCAGCAGCAGCUCUUCCUUCGUCUCCACGCGGACAGCGCCGUUCCCACACCCUCACAUUCCAUCAACUACAGCCACA
Messenger RNA from Laetiporus sulphureus 93-53, 393 nucleotides. RefSeq lists its product as uncharacterized. The coding region runs from base 38 to 268 and encodes 76 amino acids. The record is from RefSeq and is a predicted model, not a curated record. Lineage: Eukaryota; Fungi; Basidiomycota; Agaricomycetes; Polyporales; Laetiporaceae. The transcript has a single exon.